CAACAGCUUCACGCUUCGGUUUCACGUUGCUGAAUGAAGAAAUGAAAUAGCGUGCGUGCCUUGACAUUCCCUGUCAGAAUUUUUCUUCUUUCGCUUAAAUAAUAAAGUUAACUUAGAUAAUAUUUAAUACCGGGUGUUUUGUUGUAUUAUCGUUGAAGCAAGAACGAUGAUUUAGCAAGCUAGCUAAAACGCCUGCUAAACUUAAAUUAAUGGUUCUACAUUUAAACUGCUGAAGUUUAAUACUAAUACUUACUGGUUUAGACAUAAGGGAUGUUGCGGAAUUUUUGUAGGUAUCACAGACAAUUUAGUCAUGUCAGUGUGCCAUUUUUAUUUCGUCAAGGGCAGCAUGUCCUCAGCUUAUCAACAACGCACAUUCAGAAGGCAAAAUAUGCCAGUUCCAUCACAGAGAGAAAGAAAUUCUAUGAGAAUGUUUCUAUAUCUCAAGGUGAAGGAGGCUUAUUUGAAAUAAACCUUGACAAGCGAAAGCUGAAGACCCCAGGAGGAAAGCUGUUCACUGUGCCCAAUGAGGCUCUUGCCAUUGCUGUUGCAACAGAAUGGGAUGUUCAAAAGGACACACUGAAGUUUUAUGCCAUGCAUUUAACCACUCUUUGCAACACAGCUCUUGACAAUCCAUCACAGAAGACGAAAGACCAAAUGAUCUCAGCUGCUCUAAAGUUUUUGGAGACAGACACUAUCUGUUACAGAGUCGAAGAACCUCCAGGUCUUGUGGCGCUUCAGAAAAAUGAAUGGGACCCUGUAAUGGACUGGAUAGAACAAAGGUACAAUGUAGUCAUUGGCUCAUCAUCCAGUAUAAUGGGACCUCAAAUCCCAGAGGAGACUAAGGAGACUUUUAGUCACCACCUCAGGUCCUACAAUUUCUGGUCUCUGACAGGGCUUGAGUAUGUGAUUACUCAACUGAAAUCGUUGGUCCUGUCUUUUGGACUGAUUGACAGACACUUAACUGUGGAACAAGCAGUUCUGUUGUCCAGACUGGAGGAAGAAUUCCAGAUCCAGCACUGGGGAAAUGUGGAAUGGGCCCACGAUUAUGACAUGUAUGAGUUGCGGGCACGAACAGCUGCUGGUGCCCUGUUUGUGCAUCUUACCUCUGAAAGCACAGCUGUCAAGAGAAAAAUCUUACAGGACUGAUAAUGCCUGUGAACAAGGGCAAACAAGCACUAUAUAGGACUGAAAAACUCAGAAAUGUGACUUAAGUUUAUCCAUGAUAAACCUUUGAUUUAUAUGAUUAUAAAAGGUUUUUUGCAGGAAGCUUCAGUGACAUCAGUUUCUUGCUAUAUUAACAUAGAAGAAAACACAGCUGCUGUCUAGCUAUGUUUUGAGCAACAAUGUGGAUAUCUAAGACCACAAUAAAUAUAUUCUGUUUCAGCAGUUGCCAUAUGGAAAGUGUGUAAGUGGCAAAAUCCCAGUUUUUUUUUUAAAACUGUGAUAAUGUUUAGCUAUUGUUGUGUUGGAAAUUUCCAAAUCUUUUGAUAAAUGACCAUCACGUGCAAAUGUGUGGUUGAGUCAUA
This is a messenger RNA of Xyrauchen texanus (razorback sucker), 1526 nucleotides long. RefSeq names its product ATP synthase mitochondrial F1 complex assembly factor 2 (gene atpaf2). Gene Ontology annotation, biological process: mitochondrial proton-transporting ATP synthase complex assembly. The record is from RefSeq and is a predicted model, not a curated record. The coding region runs from base 271 to 1146 and encodes 291 amino acids. The transcript is spliced from 8 exons. Gene Ontology annotation, cellular component: mitochondrion. Lineage: Eukaryota; Metazoa; Chordata; Actinopteri; Cypriniformes; Catostomidae.